This is a messenger RNA of Medioppia subpectinata, 1744 nucleotides long. The record is from the annotation of a GenBank genome assembly. Lineage: Eukaryota; Metazoa; Arthropoda; Arachnida; Sarcoptiformes; Oppiidae.
AAUACAUUAAACUAUUACCAUAUUUUCAAUAGUAAUUAUAUUUUAAAUAGUAAAUAAUGUUUAUAAAAAUAUUAGUGUUGGUGAUAUUGGCAUAUCAUUCAGUUGUGAUCGUUCAGUGUAAUCGAGAAAUACUUCGAGACAAGUCUGUCAUUCAUUUCAAGUUUUUCGACAACAGUCUUACGCUUUAUAGCGAAGACAUCACUUCCGGACACAUCUCAUACAAAGUGUCGGCAAUUGAUUUGAAACGAAACAAAGUCACUGACCAUAACGUGAAGAUAUUUGUGUUGAAUGACAACGAAAAUCAGUUUAUACCGCAGGCACCGACCGGCCGGCUAUACAACCAUGGUGAAUUUGUUUUGUUUAGCAUCCAGGUGGCUAAUGUUGAGACAACAGCAUACCUAAUUGAAUAUUACGAGGCGUCCGGUGCCCGGGAACUGUUGGCCACGAGCCAUAUCGUGCUUUUUCAAAACACAACCACCGAUGGUCUGGUGACCACUCCUGUCAUCGAUAGUAAGGGCACUCUGAUUGGCAGUAUUAAUGUUAAUUAUUUGGUUAUUCGGCCGAUCAGUGGCUUCGAUGCCGACGCGGAUCAGACCAUUGAUAUCAAGUCGGGCGCAAUGAUGGGUCACAGGGGGACGGGUGUGGGCAGGCGUACGGACCUAAAAGAAAAUAUUCUGGAGAACACUAUCGCGGCAUUCAAUUAUGCCUGUCGUCACUGCAACUUCUCCAUAGGGAACGGCCAGUUGCACGGCAAAAGUGUUCCCAAUAGGGAGGGUUCCUCUAAGGGAGAUCAUGUGUUUAUGCUUAGCUUUGUUCCUUAUGGGGAGUGGAAGUUUUAUCUUAAUCUCUAUAAAUCCGUUCCUAAUGGGGAGAAUAAAGGCAUUGAUUUUGUGAAACAAAACACCGCGAUCAAAGAUUUAUCAUAUUCACAAAUGCAAAAGAUAAGUACUGUUGAGAGUAAAAACUUUGAUUAUGAGGACAAUCAGCCCUUUGAGACACUGGAGGAUGUCUUACAGAGAAUGGAUGCGAACUGUGGUAUCAAUUUUGAGAUCAAAUAUCCGCAGACAUAUAGUGACGGUCACUGGGAGGCAGAGAAGCCGUUGGAAUUGAAUGAAUACAUAGACAUCAUUGUGAAGGCAUUGUAUGAUAAUAUCGGCAACAGAUCCGGAAUCAUAACAUCAUUUCAUGCAGACUUGUGCUCAAUGAUACAAUUAAAACAAAACAAACUAAGAGUAGCACUCCUGACGUCUGGCGAUGUGCAGCACUGGGAACCGAAAGCUAAGCUUCCAUACGACCCGCGCAUCACUACUGUUUCGUUGGGCGCAUAUUUUGCUGAGGGUAUGGGUUUGGAUGGUAUGUCUAUUCUGGCUAAGGAUCUGUUGGCCGACAAAACUCUUAUACCGUUUGUAAAGUCACGCAAACAACACGUCUACGUCUGGGGCGACCAAAUCAAUAGCCGACAGGUCAUCGACCAGUUGAUCAAUAACGGCGCCGACGGACUUAUAAUUACUAAAAUUGACCAGUUAUUAUCACAAACCACUACAACUCCAGUAUAAACUUGCGAUGCGAUGCCGGCACCGGAGGAAGACGUGACGGCACAGGACACGUACGGCUGCCCUCUCGAUAGUAAGUGCAAAAGUCAUUGCGUGGGUCUCGGCUUUAAGAAUGGCAAGUGUGAGGGCGCAACACAUUUGACCUGUCAUUGUAUCGGUUAAUCUGGUUUGAAAUAUGGUUGAAAUUAAUU